CGGCCGCCUCCCCGCCCAGCCCGCCCCUCGGGCCGCCCGCAGGCGGGAGCGCGGCGCCGCCCCCGCAGCCAAGAUGGCGUGGCGGGCGCUGCGGCGGGUCGGGCCGGUGCUGGGGCCGCGCUGCCCGCGCCUUUCGCCGCCGCGGGUGCCCGCGGCCCGGAGGUUGGGCACCAGCUCGCUGGUGCUGUCCGCCCGCAAAUUCACAGACAAGCAUGAAUGGGUAUCUGUUGAGAAGGGCAUUGGAACAGUAGGAAUCAGCAAUUUUGCACAGGAAGCAUUAGGAGAUGUUGUUUACUGUAGUCUUCCAGAAGUCGGGACAAAAUUGAGUAAACAUGAUGAGUUUGGAGCUUUGGAGAGUGUGAAAGCUGCUAGUGAACUCUACUCGCCUCUCUCAGGAGAAGUGACUGAGAUUAAUGCUGCACUUGCAGAUAAUCCAGGACUUGUCAAUAAAUCUUGUUAUCAAGAUGGCUGGCUUAUCAAGAUGACUGUGGAAAAACCUGCUGAACUUGAUGAACUGAUGAGUGAAGAUGCCUAUGAGAAAUACAUAAAAUCCAUUGAGGACUGAGCUGGAAUAAUGAAAUAAAUCCGUAUAAAAUAUUUCAGUUUAGUUUGUCUUCCGUUGGUGAAGUACAGAAUAUCCAGUUUUGGCAACCUGAAAAAUACCACUUCUGAUCACACAUAAAAGGCCAUAACUAAUUGCAGUGAUAAAGAUGUUUAACAUCUGCAUACCUGUGAGGGUCUUUCAUGCUGUUGUCUGAUUUAUGUAGCUUCAAGAUGUUACUAUAUGUUGGGAAACAAAACCUAUUUGCCAAAAUAUACACUUCCCAAGAUUCAUUUGACAAUCAAAUUUAGUAAUAACAGCCUUAAUAUGGUAAUUCUGUAGUAGGCACAUGACUCUUCUUGUAACCUGGACUACAGCUUUCCCUGAAAUACUUUUCUAUUGAAAAAGUGUCUCUCUAACCUCCUAAUAUUUUUCCUAAUUAUAGUUGCAAAGAUUAUAUAAAAACGUGAGAAACCGAA
This is a messenger RNA of Apus apus (common swift), 1020 nucleotides long. RefSeq names its product glycine cleavage system protein H (gene GCSH). Gene Ontology annotation, cellular component: glycine cleavage complex; mitochondrion; cytoplasm. NCBI's taxonomy places the organism in Eukaryota, Metazoa, Chordata, Aves, Apodiformes, Apodidae. Bases 74 to 565 code for a protein of 163 amino acids. Gene Ontology annotation, biological process: protein lipoylation; glycine decarboxylation via glycine cleavage system. The transcript has 5 exons. The record is from RefSeq and is a predicted model, not a curated record.